CAAAGGACGUGACCGCGACCGGCAGGGUGAUGGUAGCCUAUUUACCAAUCUGUGUAUAGACGCUAGAGAGAGAGACAACAGACAACAUUUGUGUAGUAAACUGUUGGCGUGUAAACCAGUGUAAACUGUAAACAGUAAACGAGUGACUGCUAGGCCCUUUAUCAAACGGAACUUUAUUAUUGUUGCUAAAAUGGCAUUUUCGAUAUUCAGACAAUGCGUGAAAACCGGUAUAACAGUUACUAACAGAAGUGCCCUUAUGGAGGGUGUUUUGAAGAACACGCUGAAGAAUGUGAGUUGCAGAUGUGUUCCUGUGGCAGCUGUCAAUUUUAACAAUUCUGUAGUAGCUAGAAGUUAUAGCAAACAUGCAAAACACACACACGCAGAACGGAAAUAUCAGUCAGACUCAGAAUCAGAUAGUGAUCUGGAAUGGAUUGGACACAGAGGUGAAUCAGAUUUUUGGAGAAGAAAAAUCAGAACCUUCCAUGGAAUCCUGGAUUUAAAUAAGGAUGGCGUUAUUUCGUUUGACGACUUUAAACUACUCAGUGAUCGGUUUAUUAAUCUAGGUCAUUUACGUGCAGAACAAGUGAAAAAAUUCCAGGAUGUUCUUAAGAACCUUUGGGAAAAACAGUUUGGAGAAAUAUCCCCCUAUAACCUAGUCUCAGUGGAAAGAUAUUUAGAAAAUAUGCACCACGUGCUCAACGAUAAAAGACUGGUCAGGAAGGCACAUUCCUUUUUGCCUUACUUAUUUAAGGCAGUUGAUAAAGACAGAUCCGGAGAAAUCACCGUAGAAGAAUUUAAAUUAUUUUUCAAUGUAUUGGGCCUCAAAGAACAAGACGCCAUACUAGCUUUUAGGGCAAUAGACUCCAACGGAAACGGAAAAAUUACCCAAAAAGAAUUCGUGAAGCACGGUAGAGAUUUCUUUUUGACUGAAGACGAAGAUAGGAUAAGCAAAUACUUCUGGGGACCAUUACAAGACCACUAAGAUAUUUUAUACCAGUGACGAUAAAACAUGUGAAACAUUACUUUAAGGUCUAAAACAUUUGCAUUUAUAUUUAGGAAAGAGCUUUUUAAUUUUAGCUAAGUUUUAAUUGUUUAUUUGUAUUUUCCAUUUGAAAAUAUAUUUUUAUGCUGUGUAUAAAAAUAUUAAUUUUAUUGUAAGAAAUAAUACAAUGAACUUAAAUUAAAAAUCGAUGUACGUCAUGUUUAGGCUGUUGUCAUGUGGACUUACAAAGUAAACCAAUUAAGUUAGUUUUUCACUCGACACAGGUGUAUUGACGGGUUUAACAGUUGAAAUGUGUAGUAGAUACCUACCUAUGUGGAACUAUUUUUUAUAAUUGCUUAUUUUAUAUAUACGAUUUUUUGUUUUAAAAAUAUCUUUUUUAAUACUAAAAAAUGAUUUGUUCAAAUUU
Diabrotica balteata is the source of this 1409-nucleotide messenger RNA. The record is from the annotation of a GenBank genome assembly. Lineage: Eukaryota; Metazoa; Arthropoda; Insecta; Coleoptera; Chrysomelidae.